Molecule: messenger RNA, 2272 nt
Organism: Durio zibethinus
Lineage: Eukaryota; Viridiplantae; Streptophyta; Magnoliopsida; Malvales; Malvaceae
Source: RefSeq, a predicted model, not a curated record
GCCGAGCACAGGGUUUAUGGGUUUUUCUCCGCCACCGUGUCCCACGCAAGGACUAACAAUCAUCCGUUUAAGGUUUAACAACAAAGAGUAGAGGAUGCCUCGCACGACCACCGUCGAGUGCCCAGUUUACCCUCCGUUUCGAGCCCUGACUUUCGAUGCCCUUGGUCUCAUCAAAGUAAUCGAAGCUCGAGGAGGAGUUCCCAAAGUGGUAGAUAGAUGGGGUGAACCUGACGCAUCCAAAUGUGUUCUUGCCGCUUCCAUUGAUGACCGCAAAACCGAUCCAUUAUUAGCUGUUGCAAGAAAAAAUGGUGUGAUCGAAGUACUUAAUCCCCUUAAUGGUGAACUUUUGGUUACGGUUUCCGAUUUUGGUAAUUCUAGUGCUAGACCUGAAGAUGAUGCUAUUGUUGGUCUGCAUUUAUUCAGAAGACAGAGACUGGAGUUAACAUCCAGAUUAUGCACUUUACUCACAUGUACAACAAAAGGAAAUGCAAGUGUAAAAACUGUUGAUAUAUCUGAUUCUCCAGAAGAUUCUGGUGCCUCAAAAACGUGGAAUGUAUGUGCCUCUGGUAAUAUCGCAUGUUCUCAAGUGGAUGGAAGUGAAAACUAUGCCUUAUUUGGGGGGAAGGGUGUUGAAGUUAAUAUGUGGGAUCUUGACAAAUGUACUAACAUUUGGAGUGCAAAACCUCCUCCUCCGAACAGCCUUGGUAUUUUUACCCCUACUUGGUUUACAUCUGCAACAUUCCUCAGCAAAGAUGAUCACCGUAAAGUUGUGGCUGGUACCAAUAGCCAUGAGGUUCGCCUCUAUGAUGUUUCUGCUCAACGAAGACCAGUUAUAUCAUUUGACUUCAGGGAAACCCCUAUAAAAGCAGUUACCGAAGACCUAGACGGUCAUACAAUCUAUAUAGGGAAUGGAUCUGGUGACCUUGCUUCUGUGGAUAUUCACACAGGUAUUAAAUUGAUUCUAUAUGCUUGUUCUGCAAUACUUCUGCAUUUUGCAUUUCUGAUUCUUGGUAGGUCAUCAUUCUUCUGGAAGAGUUUAAGUUGACUUUUUCUUUAUACUGGAGUUUUUUUUUUCCUGGUAAAUUUAUUGAAAUUUUUGGAGAUCUAGGUCGGAAUUUACACUUCUAUGAUGGUUGCGUGUUACAUAUUUUAUGCUGAAUUGUCCCUUUUGACCUAAAUCUAAGCAGUUUGAGGAUUGCCUCAAUUCAAUAUUGUCUCCAUUAGAAGUAGGCUUAAAGUGUUAUUUGAGUUAUAAAUCUGUAACAUAUUAUAUUCACGUACAUCUUACCCUAAUCACUUGGUGAGAACGGUGGCUUAUUCUUUAUUUGUUAGUUGAAAUUGCACUGUUUAACUAUCUCUAGUCUACUUGUGGUUUCAAUCAAUUUUAUUAGAUGCUUCAUUGCCAAAAUUCAAGACGGGUUAUGUACCUAAAGGAAAGGUAGAUUGGACUUUCCAGUUUCCUGUAGAGGAUCCGAAACAAGUAGAAACUGAUGUCCUAUUGUUGCAUCUGUUCUUAAUUGACUUUUCCUUGAAUGAUUCGAGUUUUGUUUUUCCCUCUAAUUCUGUUAAUAGUGGAAGUAUUUCCUUAUAGGUAAAUUGUUAGGAUGCUUUUUGGGGAAGUGUUCUGGAAGCAUUUGAUCCAUUGCCCGGCACCCUGAACUACCUGUGAUAGCAUCAUGUGGUUUGGACAGCUAUUUGCGCAUUUGGGAUAUAGGAACAAGACAACUUCUUUCAUCGGUUUUCCUGAAGCAGCAUCUUACAAAAGUUGUUUUUGAUACUAAUUUUACUGAAGAAGAAGUUAAAACAGUAUGCAACCGAUCCGGCACUGCAUGAAUCACAGAGCAUAGCUGAAACCCAAACUGCAAAUGAAACAGGAAAACUGCCUACAAAAAGAAAGAAGUCAUCGAAAGAAAAUACAGGGAGCAAAAAGAAGGCAUCUAAAGAAAAGGAGGGAAGCAAGAAGCUGAAAUCCAAGAAAAGAAGCAAAGGUCUAAAACAUGACCUUGCUGAUGAUGCAUAGAUAAGUUAUUGCUUAAACACUGGAAAGCACUGGUGUCAGACCACAAUGUAGAUUGUGACCAGGAAGGCAUGGUAAUGAAGCACGCGGAAGAUUGUUGAAAUUUAUGCAUAGGAAUGCGUUGCCGUAUGGCAGGUUCAACGGAAAACGUGUAGGAAUGUAUUGCUGCAAGGCUGAAUAUGGGCUAAUCCAAGAAAAAUGCAACCUAGGAAGUGAUACAACCUUAUUAAUGGACUCCCUUGCUUUAUCAGAAUG